AUGCCAAUGGGUUGCUGCCCUCCUGGAUUUAAAAGGGCGCCAUAUCCAUCUGCUCUCCAGUUCUGCUUGGAAAUGGUACCACUGGUUAUUCUCAGCUUUUUAUUGGCCUCUGUUUCUUCUGCUGUUAUCAAGAGGGACGUUCAGAAGGAUGAUGGCAUUGACAUCUACAGCUUCCACAUUAAGUCUAUGGUCCAAAGUCGCUAUGCCAUGACUGUCAUCACCAGCAGAGUGGCUAACCUGGCCAAUGAGUCUCAUGAGGUGAACUUCCAUGUGGAAAUACCCAAAAAUGCCUUCAUCAGCAAGUUUAGCAUGACCAUUGAUGGCAAAAUCUACGAUGGGGUUGUGAAGGAGAAGGCAGAGGCUCAGCAGCAAUAUGACCAGGCUGUCCAACGUGGCCAAAGUGCUGGACUUGUCAGUGCGGUUGGACGUACACUUGAGGAGUUCAAAACCUCAGUGACGGUAGCAGCACACAGUAAAGUGACCUUUGAACUCACCUACGAGGAGCUCCUGAAACGUCGUUUGGGGCAGUACGAGCUUUUGAUCAAAGCUAAGCCCACGCAGGCAGUCAAGGAUUUCAAGAUUGAAGUGCAGAUACGUGAGCGGCAAGGGAUUCGUUUCCUGGACACCCGUGGAAAACUUAUCUCCAAAGAGCUAGACAAGGUCACUAGGAUCUCACAGUCAGACGACGAGGCCACAGUGCAGUUUGCUCCCACAAAGCAGCAGCAACAACAGUGCCCAGGCUGUGAGACAAAUGGACUCGAUGGUGACCUGCUCAUCGUCUAUGAUGUCAAUAGACCCAAAUCAAAGAGCGAUUUUCAGGUGCUCAAGGGAUAUUUUGUGCAUUACUUUGCCCCAACGGAUCUCCCCCGCAUCCCUAAAAAUGUGGUGUUCAUCAUCGACCGGAGUGGCUCUAUGCACGGCGUAAAGAUUAAACAGACUCGUGAGGCCCUGCUGAAGAUCCUAGGAGAUAUCUCAGAAGAAGACCACUUUGGCCUUAUCAGCUUUGACAAUGCCAUCUAUAAAUGGAAACCCAACCUGGUCCCGGCUACACCUGGAAACCUGGAGGCUGCACAGGCAUUUGUGAGACAGAUUACUGAUCAGGGAGCCACAGAUAUAAACAACGCAGUGCUGGAAGGAGUGAGGAUGCUGAACAACCUGGCUGAGAGCCAUGACACCAAAGACAGCACCUCCAUUCUCAUUCUUCUCACAGACGGAGACCCCACUUCAGGUGUAACCAAUCUAGACAGUAUUCAGGCCAAUGUUAAGGAAGCCAUAGGCAAGAGGUACUCGCUUUACUGCCUGGGAUUUGGCUUUGAUGUAAAUUAUGAGUUUCUGGAGAAGAUGGCACUGCAGAACAGUGGUGUAGCCCGAAGAAUUUACCCCGACUCGGAUGCCGAUCUGCAAUUGCAGGGCUUUUAUGAGGAAGUAGCUACACCUCUACUGUUGGAUGUCCAACUGAGCUACACAGGUGUGUCCAACCUUACUCAGUCCAACUUCAGUCAGUACUACAAUGGCACAGAGAUUGUGGUUGCAGGACAAAUCUCUGACAACGACUUGGAAACCCUCACGGGAACAAUCACGGCUCGUUCGAAAAACAAUGAAGUAACGUACCAAGAUGUGUCAGUUAAGGAGGAGAACCUCUUGGACAUCUACAUCUUUGAGAUGUACAUCCAGAGGCUCUGGGCAUAUCUUACAGUAAAACAACUAUUACAGAAGGAGGUUUUGCUGGGACAGAGUGAGAAGGAGGCACUCAGAAAGCAGGCCCUCGAUCUUUCUCUUAAGUACAGCUUUGUGACCCCACUGACCUCAAUGGUAGUUACUAAGCCAGAGGGUGAAGACUCCCAGGUGCUCCACAAACCCAAGGAGGGAAAGCCUGACCACAGAGGGCAUCCUGGGAUGUUUGAUGAUGUGGAUUACGAUUACGUAGGACCAUACAUACGUCCUACCAUUCAAGGACGUCAGCCUGUGGAGGAUGUGGUUGAUCUACGGAUCCUGCAGCCCACGGCAGGUCACAGCAAUCGGCUCUGCUUUGAUGUGCAAGUUUCUCAAAAGCAAAAUUACAAGCUGCUAGACGAUCAGACAGCAGACCUCUUGGUCGUGGGCCAGGUGAACAGUGAAGCCAAGAAGGGCUUUCGGCAGAUCAGCAUUCGCUCCAAAGCCUGGGGCAGCAUCACUGUGGAUACUACAAAGAUUGUCCUCAUCCAGGGACAGAAGAAUGAAGAUUUUUCCUGGACACCUUUCUCCUUCAGCGAUGCAUCGAAUGGGCUUUCGCUGAACAUGCAUGACGAGGUGCUAACGGUGGAGGUUGGGGAGACCAAAAUGGACAUCCUGCUCCACAGAGACGGGCAAAAUAGCUUCCUAUGGCCAGCUGUGAAAAAACGCCCCCCAAGUAGCACAGCAACUGGGAUAAUAGGACAGUUCCUUGUUUCGUAUGAAGAGAAGCAGGUGAUACCAACAGGGAUACUGGAAAUCCAAGACAAAGAGGUUCCUGCAUCCAGGGAGACGGCAGUGAACUAUAAUGACCCCAGCAAACCGAGAGUGGACUGCUGGCUGGUGCCUUACCAGUCUGUUCUAGGGGUGAACCUCUCUGAGCUAACUGUGGUUCAGACAUAGAUUCAGCAUCCUGAGACUCCUUUCAGACCGUUCAAAUUACAUUAAGCAAUAAUUCUGUGUCAUUAUGAUCAAGUUAUUAAAUAACAUAUAAACAGUU
Brienomyrus brachyistius is the source of this 2710-nucleotide messenger RNA. Its product is annotated as inter-alpha-trypsin inhibitor heavy chain H3-like. The transcript is spliced from 21 exons. The record is from RefSeq and is a predicted model, not a curated record. Lineage: Eukaryota; Metazoa; Chordata; Actinopteri; Osteoglossiformes; Mormyridae. Bases 1 to 2613 code for a protein of 870 amino acids. Gene Ontology annotation, biological process: hyaluronan metabolic process. Gene Ontology annotation, molecular function: serine-type endopeptidase inhibitor activity.